UUGGAUGGAGGCGAGGCGUGGAUUCGGGGACUGGGGGUUGAGACUGCCUCUUCCUCCUCCCUCGACUACGCCAAGACGGGAGGAGCACACAGCUCCAUCUGGGGCUGAGCCAGGCGACGUCGUCCUAUAGAGAGUUCUGCACUCCGAGCUCUGAGUCAGUAGGGGAGAAAGCGGCACGUAGGAAGCAGAAAGUUACAGCUGUGCCGAGCACGCACGGCGUAGCAAUCGUAAGCGCAGUGGUGCCUGCGGACGGCGACGAAGAGGGGAGGCGGAGGAGCGGAGGCGAUGGAUAACUCCCACGCUAAAGAAGUGCAGGAGGUGCUGGCCCAUUUCGGGGUGGACGAGAGCAAGGGGCUGUCGCAAGACGAGGUGGUGAUUCUGCGAAAAAAGCACGGUCCCAACGAGCUCCCAGCGGAAGAAGGCAAGACGCUAUGGGAGCUGGUGGCCGAGCAGUUCCAGAACCUCCUGGUGCGAAUUCUUCUCCUCGCCGCCACGGUCUCCUUCGUGCUGGCGUGGUUCGAGGAGGGCGAGGAGACCAUCACGGCGUUCGUGGAGCCGUUCGUCAUCCUCCUCAUCCUCAUCGCCAACGCCAUCGUUGGGGUCUGGCAGGAGCGUAAUGCGGAGGGUGCCAUCGAGGCGCUGAAGGAGUACGAGCCCGAGAUGGGCAAGGUGUACCGCCAGGACCGCCGCAUCCUGCAGCUCGUGAAGGCCCGAGACCUCGUGCCCGGCGACAUCGUGGAGAUCGCCGUGGGUGACAAGGUUCCGGCCGACGUGAGGCUCACCUCCAUCAAGUCAACCACCCUCAGGGUGGACCAGUCCAUUCUGACAGGAGAGUCCAUAUCCGUGAUCAAGCACACGGACGCGAUCCCUGACCCCCGUGCCGUCAACCAGGACAAGAAGAACAUGCUGUUCUCCGGCACUAACAUCGCGGCGGGACGUGCGGUGGGCGUGGUGGUGGCCACGGGCGUCCACACGGAGAUCGGCAAGAUCCGCGACGCCAUGGUCUCCACGCAGCAGGACAAGACGCCGCUGCAGCAGAAGCUGGACGAGUUCGGCAAGCAGCUGUCCAAGGUCAUCUCGUUCGUGUGCGUCGCCGUGUGGCUCAUCAACAUCGGCCACUUCAGCGACCCCGUGCACGGCGGCUCGUGGCUGCGCGGCGCCGUCUACUACUUCAAGAUCGCCGUGGCGCUGGCCGUGGCCGCCAUCCCCGAGGGCCUCCCCGCCGUCAUCACCACGUGCCUGGCGCUGGGCACGCGCCGCAUGGCCAAGAAGAACGCCAUCGUGCGCAGCCUGCCCUCCGUCGAGACGCUCGGCUGCACCUCGGUCAUCUGCUCCGACAAGACGGGCACGCUCACCACCAACCAGAUGAGCGUGUGCCGGAUGUUCAUCCUCGACAGCGUGGAGGGGGAUUCGUGCUCACUGCACGAGUUCAACAUCAGCGGCUCCACCUACACGCCCGACGGAGAAGUAUUGAAGGACAACAAUCGCGUGCAGACGGGGAAGUACGAUGGCCUUGUGGAGCUCGCCACCAUCUGCACGCUCUGCAACGACUCUUCGCUCGACUAUAACGAGGCUAAGGGCAUCUACGAGAAGGUGGGCGAGGCGACGGAGACGGCGCUCGUUUGCCUCGUGGAGAAGAUGAACGUGUUCGGCACCGAGCUGAACGGGCUGAGCAAGGUGGAGCGAGCGAACACGUGCAACAACGUUAUCAAGCAGCUCAUGAAGAAGGAGUUCACGCUUGAGUUUUCCCGCGACCGCAAGUCCAUGUCGGUUUACUGCGUGCCGAGCGGCAGCACCGGCAAGUUUCAGGGCCCCCGCAUGUUCGUCAAGGGCGCCCCCGAGGGCGUGGUGGAGCGCUGCAGCCACGUGCGCGUCGGCUCCACCAAGGUGCCGCUCACGGCUGGCGUGCGGCGCGAGAUCCUGGCGACGAUCCGCGAGUACGGCACGGGGCGCGACACGCUGCGCUGCCUGGCGCUCGCUACGCGCGACGCCCCCCCCAAACCCGAGGACAUGAAGCUGGAGGACUCGACGCAAUUCGCCAAGUAUGAGGUGGACCUGACGUUCGUGGGCGUCGUGGCGAUGCUGGACCCCCCGCGGCGCGAGGUGUCGCACUCGAUCGCGCUGUGCCGCGAGGCGGGCAUCCGCGUCAUGAUGAUCACCGGCGACAACAAGGGCACGGCCGUGGCAAUCUGCCGCCGCAUCGGCAUCUUCGGCGAGGAGGAGAACGUGGAGGGGCGCGCCUACACGGGCCGCGAGUUCGACGACCUCCCGGUGGAGCAGCAGCGGCAGGCCGUGCAGCGCGCGUGCUGCUUUGCGCGUGUCGAACCGGCUCACAAGUCCAAGAUCGUGCAGUACCUGCAGUCCUUCAACGAGAUCACAGCGAUGACGGGCGACGGCGUGAACGACGCCCCAGCGCUCAAGAAGGCCGAGAUCGGCAUCGCCAUGGGUUCCGGCACGGCCGUGGCCAAGUCGGCGUCCGAGAUGGUGCUCGCCGACGACAACUUUGCGUCGAUCGUGGCGGCUGUGGAGGAGGGGCGGGCCAUCUACAACAACAUGAAGCAGUUCAUCCGCUACCUCAUCUCCUCCAACGUGGGCGAGGUGGUGUGCAUCUUCCUGACGGCCGCCCUGGGCUUCCCAGAGGCACUGAUCCCCGUGCAGCUGCUGUGGGUGAACCUGGUGACGGACGGCCUCCCGGCUACGGCUCUUGGAUUCAACCCUCCCGACCUGGACAUCAUGAACAGGCCUCCUCGCAGCCCCAAGGAGGGCCUCAUCAGCGGCUGGCUCUUCUUCAGAUACAUGGCCAUCGGAGUGUACGUGGGGUUCGCGACGGUGGGCGCCGCCGCCUGGUGGUUCCUGAUUGCCGACGAUGGGCCGCAGCUCUCCUUCUACCAGCUGAGCCACUUCACCCAGUGCCGCGUGGAGGACCCGCUGUUCGAGAGCGUGGGGAGCUGCGAGAUCUUCGACUCUCCCAUCCCCAUGACGAUGGCGCUGUCCGUGCUCGUCACCAUCGAGAUGUGCAAUGCCCUCAACAGCCUGUCUGAGAACCAGUCCCUGCUGCGCAUGCCACCCUGGGUGAACGUGUGGCUGCUGGGGGCCAUCGGCCUCUCCAUGUCGCUGCAUUUCCUCAUCAUGUACGUGGGACCGCUGCCGCUGGUGUUCCAGGUGCGGCCCCUCACCCUGACCCAGUGGGCCAUGGUGCUCAAGAUCUCGCUGCCCGUGCUGCUCCUCGACGAAUCGAUGAAGUUCGUCGCGAGGAACUUCCUGGAGCCUCCAUCGCCCAUGAAAGACGCAAGCAAGUAGACAGCAGCGAGGAGGAGCGAGGACCGAGGCUGGCGGCGCGGGCGGACGCCGUCCAAGCGAGCGAGUGUGGCGUUGCUUUUUGUGUUAUUUUUGUUUUUUGCUCUGGGGUGGAAAAUGCUUUCGGUUGGGUUUGGCGACGCCGCGGCAGUGUCGCCGUGCCACCGCACGGGAUUGUGGACUGACCCCGGGGCGUGGGUCACGUGGCAAGGAAAUAUUCCUCGGGGUUUUUGUGAUCUUAGCAAAUGUCUCCGGUUAAUUUUAGGUUUCAAAGUUUUAAAUGGCUCGCCUCAAGCUGAGAACAAAAUAUGUUUUUCUCUAAGUUUGACCGCCCUCUCCCCACCAGCGCCAACUGUUUGGGUGGAUACUCACCUGUGAUUGGAGUUUUCAUAAAAUUCGUUUCCCAGUCACCAUGGAAACUCUUUCGCGCCACCAAACUAAAAUUUGUCCCCAGCGCGAAACCGUGGGCGAGUCGACGCGGUGGGGGCGGAGGAGCAGGGAGUGACACGACGAGAUAGGGAGCCGACGAUGGCGGAGCAGAGCGUACGGUGCAAAAAAAGUUCAACCGCACGUGCGUACGGUUUGGCUUGCGUGGGUCCUGCGAGGAGCCGCGUUGAGCCCACCGUGAAAAGGAAAGUGACUCGAGUUCACAUGGCUUCGCCACCUCCCACCCAGAUCCUCGCGCUGCGUCUCAGUAGUGCUGAUAUUUGUUUGUGCAUUCCUCCAGCGAGAACACGGCCUUUUAGCGUCACGCCUCGUCAACUCGCGCGUACCGUUGGUCGCUCGCGUGUACGUUGCGCGAUGCGCGUAUAAAUUGUGUAACGACCACGGCGUUUACGAAACGUCUGCCGGAUGUGCCAAAGCAAAUGAAGACCGCAUUCCAAUUUCGCCCUUAACAUCGAUGCAAAACGCAGGCCACUCCCAGGUUUUGUUUUCUAAAUCAAUAUCGGGCCCAAAUUGCAUCGGUGCAUAUUUACAUUCACAGGUGUAUGCUUGCAUGAUUUACAUUCGCAGGUGUAUGCUUGCAUGAUUUACAUUCGCACGUGUAUGCUUGCAUGAUGCAGUAAUGAAAUUCCUAUUUGGCAGUGCUACUUCAUUACGCGAAUGAAGAUGCUAUCGUUUAUUUAUUUAAAUAAGCGGUGGGGGUCGCGUCGAGGCCCUUCCAGCAGAGCCGUGGCUGUCGGGGUUCGACUCCCUGUGGCAGGACCUCGGAGCUCACACAGCCAGUGAAUGCCCUUGGUCAUCACCGGGUGAGAGCCCAAUUGAGGUGCUUGUUUGUGCCUUCAGCAAUGGAGAGCUGAGUACAGGCAGCCAGAUCCCGAAGGAGGGCCGUGUGUUUUGAUUGAAAUGGUGGUUGACCUUUGGGGACCCUUGGCUUACAAUUGAUACAAAGUGGUUAACCUUGGUGAUGAUAGUAAUUGACCCCUAGGGACCCAGGGGUGAUGACUGAUAACACUUGUUGUAGUUGGUGAUAAUGGUUGUUGACCUUUAUGGACCAAUGGAUGAUAGAUUACAGUGGUUGACGUCUGUUAGCACGGGAGCGUGCGUGCGUAGCGAGAAGAACACUUAGCAGCGUGAAUACUUUGUUUUGUGUUUGUUCGCCAUUGGUAAAACGUGUGUGUUCUUUUUUUAAAGAAUGGAACUUUAUACAGCGCUUUAUAAACAUGUUUGCGGCGUUGAUUCGGUGAAAACAGAAACAGGUGACAGGAGGUGUUCAACGGACACGGAGAUGGCACCACGGGAGUGGCAGCCGACGGUGUCGCCAGUAGUUAUUAGGCAAAGGUCGCGGGGGGGGCUGCACACCACUACAACAGUUGGCAAACGUUAAGGCCUAGUUCUACCACAUUGUAUCAGGGCAGCGGUGGCGGCAGUGGCACUGCUGUACCUGUGCACCCUGCUCCAAUGUCAAGGAGGGGCAAAUACACCCCCGCCCCCGCCCUGUGGCCCUGUGCCCCUGCGGUGAAGCUAUUCGGAGUACGUUUGGUUUUUACCUGCGAUGUUCUUAAUUGGAUUAAACCAAGCACCAACAUUGCCCCCACUCGCAUGCCGCCCCCACCCCCGGGGCCCCAUGGCCCGCAGUGACCAAGACGCCGAGCUACAACGAGGCAGAGAAAUUCUACCCGGGGGUGGGUGGGGGAAAGAGGAGCCCCCCCCUCCCCAAUUCAUCGCUUGCAGCAGGGCCCACGCCACCCACACGUUGUGCCACCGCCUGUGCCACCACCUGUGCCACCGCCUGUGCCCCCCAUCCCGCCACGCGUGGUGAUGGUUCUGUACCGUGAGUCCGUUCCGUUCGCGCGGGGGGUGGGGGGCUCCUCUUGGUGCGAGAAGGGAACCGCGUGCGAGCGGCGCGGUUUUCGUUUUUUAAAAUGUUUCGUUUUAGACUUUUUUUGUUCGUUUGUUAAUUUAAUCCUGGGAUAAAAAAUAUAUAUAAUAAAAAAAAACCGUGUCCUAC
Petromyzon marinus (sea lamprey) is the source of this 5749-nucleotide messenger RNA. RefSeq names its product sarcoplasmic/endoplasmic reticulum calcium ATPase 1-like. Gene Ontology annotation, cellular component: membrane. The record is from RefSeq and is a predicted model, not a curated record. Gene Ontology annotation, molecular function: P-type calcium transporter activity; ATP hydrolysis activity; ATP binding. NCBI's taxonomy places the organism in Eukaryota, Metazoa, Chordata, Hyperoartia, Petromyzontiformes, Petromyzontidae. Gene Ontology annotation, biological process: calcium ion transport.